Molecule: messenger RNA, 2991 nt
Organism: Periophthalmus magnuspinnatus
Lineage: Eukaryota; Metazoa; Chordata; Actinopteri; Gobiiformes; Gobiidae
Product: gastrula zinc finger protein XlCGF52.1-like
Exons: 2
Coding region: 87-1424 (445 amino acids)
Biological process (GO): regulation of transcription by RNA polymerase II
Cellular component (GO): nucleus
Molecular function (GO): RNA polymerase II transcription regulatory region sequence-specific DNA binding; DNA-binding transcription factor activity, RNA polymerase II-specific
Source: RefSeq, a predicted model, not a curated record
AAUGCGGAAGUGUCGCUGCAGAGACAGGGCGCGUGCGGUGGUUAGCUCCGAGCUAAAGCUACAACCGCAUUAAACCAGUUUACAGAAUGUUUAAAAGACAAACGCUGAGCGUUUCUGUGAAAGAAGAAGAAGAAGAGGAAGAAGAAGAGGAGGACCAGGACCAGCGGCUCCAGCGCCUCCUCGACCCGCCUCUGAGCGCACAGGCCCGGCUCCACGGGACACAAGGUGUUCAGAUGGACCAGUCCAGAUCUGAGCCCAGGGUGAAGGAGGAAACCCCAGAGACUCCACAGAUUAAAGAGGAACCAGAGGAACAAGAGGCGCUCCCAGAGUUCACUGCUGUGUGUGUGAAGAGUGAAGAACAGUCCUCACUGCUUCAACAAGGACAAACUGAGCCCAGAGAGGAAGCACAGGGAGAGCUCUGUGGAGGAGCACGAGCACACAUCAGCACAGCACACACACAUGGACAGGUCCACUCACACACUCACCUACAAACUCACAACUCUUCAGACACUGACUGUGAUGAAGAGCCUCCAGCCAGCACUUCAACUGCACACAUGGAGACAGAGGCUGACCACAGAGAACACUACGACCAAGGACAGAGACGAGACACAAGUCCAACUGCUCACAACUCUAGGGAGAGGAAACACGAGUGCUCUAUUUGCAAGAAAGCAUUUACGACUAGACUUAACCUAGAAGUACACAUCAGAACUCACACAGGAGAGAAACCUUACAGCUGUUCUUAUUGUGACAAAACAUUUGCCCAAAAGGGGAAUCUCAAUAAACACAUCAGAACCCACACAGGAGAAAAACCUUACAGUUGUCCCUACUGUGACAAAGUAUUUUCUCGAAACUCGUGUCUGAAUGAGCACAUUAACACUCACACAGGGGAGAGACCUUACAGCUGUUCGUACUGUGAGAAGAUGUUUACAGAGAGCUCAACCCUCAGGAGACACAUGAGGACCCACACAGGAGAGAAACCUUACAGCUGUUCAGUUUGUAAGAGAACAUUUGCUCAACAAGCGACUUUAGAUAAACAUGUGAUAAUACACUCGGGAGAGAGACCUUUCGGCUGUCCGUUCUGCCAGAAGUCAUUCACCUAUAAGUCUGCUCUUGGUGUGCACAUUAGAAUUCACACAGGGGACAAACCUUACAGCUGUUCAAACUGCGAGAAAAUGUUUAGAAGUAAAUGUACCCUGGACAAACAUAUGAUGAUUCACACAGGGGAGAAACCUUACAGCUGUUUGAUUUGUAACAAAACCUUUGCCUAUAAGUUAAGUCUCGAAGUGCACACUCGAGUUCACACUGGCGAGAGACCUUUCAGCUGUUCAGUCUGUGAGAAAGCGUUUCUAGAUGGAUCUGCCCUGAAGAAACACGAGAGAAUUCAUUCCAGAGAAAAACCUUUCGGCAGUUCAGACAAAAACUGAUUCUUGUAGUUUUAAUCUAUGUACUAAUGCUGUUUCCUCCUCAAAAACAGACCUGGAGUUGUGUUUUGUUUCAUUCACACAUGUUUGAGUCACACUUUAUUAUUAGUCUGUAACAUCUCCAAAGCUCAAAAUGCUCUGUUCCACCUUGUGAUGUCAUCAAGUGGUAGUUUUCAAGUUAAGAGCUCCUUUUACCUUUAGUUCAGUGGAGAUUGGCAGUUCCAGGACUGAAAUGAUUCUAUAAAUGAAGGUGUGUGGAGUUUAAAAACACAGUGGAGCACUUCCUGUAUCACCACAUGAUGACAUCACAAGGUGGAACAGAGUGUUUUCAGUUUGAGAGAAGAACUAAAUAUGCCAUAUUUGUGUUUUAGCCCUAUAGCGUUGGAUGCUAUCGCCACAAAUAGACUCGCGGUUGCGGCCUUUCCAUUACCGUAAACUCCACAACCAAUUGUGCUUCAUGUAAAUUCUCACGUCGCCCUCGAAGACGACCAAUCAGAGCACAGGAGCCGCCAAGAUUCUUCCAGUCAGUUAUUUGAUGCAUCUAAGAAAAAAUAAGAAUGGAUAUGUAAAAUAGAGGUAGUUGUGCGAAAUAAAGGCAAAAGUACAGGCUGAUACUUCCUUUAACAUGAUUUUUAUGGUUAAAAAAAGAAAAAAUGUCAAGGCGAGAUAUAAUGGUCCAUAAUGUGCUCAGUCCUUAAAGGGUUAAACUUGUGUGAAUGAAACAAAACACAUCUCCAGGUCUGUUUGUGUGGGUUUGUGUGGGCUCAGAGUUCAUGUGCUCGGGUUAAAAGUUCUCAUUAUAUUCACACUUUCACCUUUGCGGAGUUUCAUACAGAACUUUUUACUGUAAAUCCAAGACUCUUUACAGUGGCACCAUGCAGCUGUUCCCUCACGACACAGAUCUCAGGGUCAGUAGGUCGUCUCAUAUCAGAAGAGUUUCAGUGUCAAAACGUGUGAACAUUUCGUCUUUGGUUAAAGUGGAACUAAUUUCGCCGUUAUUUUGAGUAAACGGCGCCACCCACUGUCCGACUCGUGACGACAGACUCGCACAUUCAGACCUAAACAUUUAAUCUCACACUGGGUUUUGAUUGGGCGCAGGUUUGGAGCACAGGGGGUUUUUCACUUCGCAGCUGACGUCAUCAACAUUGUCUGGAGGUGUGAUGCUAACUGUAGGCACUGCUCUGUCUGAAGUUCCAUUUUAUUUGUCUCAGUGGAGAUCAGAAAUAUGACAGAAAUACUUUUUUUUUUUAAUCAGCAUUUGGAUCUAAAAUGUGUUUUUUUAGAUUGUUGUCAUGGUAACACAUUCUGAAGUGUAACGUUUUUAAGGCUGAGCAACGAAUCGAAUUUGAAUCCACAUCAAGAGUCUGUGAUUUCUAUUGUGAUCAGUUUGGAUGUUUUUAAUCCAGACGUCAACAGCCAGGAGGUUUGGAGCAGACGGCGACGCUGGAGGAACAAAUGUCACUGUGUUUGUAACAUAAACUCUGAUUAAAAGUGUCAUUUAUAUUUACAAAAUGAAAACUGAAGCUGUUUUUGAACAGACUUGAAUCAAAUAAAGUGAUUAAUCAAUAGG